Molecule: messenger RNA, 1137 nt
Organism: Trichophyton benhamiae CBS 112371
Lineage: Eukaryota; Fungi; Ascomycota; Eurotiomycetes; Onygenales; Arthrodermataceae
Product: WD domain protein
Exons: 1
Coding region: 1-1137 (378 amino acids)
Molecular function (GO): protein binding
Source: RefSeq, a predicted model, not a curated record
AUGGCAGUAACUGCAAAUGAUCUAGAACAAAGCUAUUUUGACGUUACAAUAGGGUUUAGAAAUGGUGGCAUGGCCGUGCAUUCCUUUGAAUUGGUACCUGACGGAGAAUCGACCUUUGAACUUCAGCUAUGGCACUCAGGCUCGGCGACGGAAGGGGCAGCCGUAACGGCUCUGGCAUCCCACAAGGACUUUCUACUUGCGAUAUCAGAAGACAAUGUCCUUUACCUUUAUCAACUGUUCUCUGAUGAUUCCCAACAGUUAGGACUGGACAGAAAUGAGACGACAAAGAGGAGACAUUCCAUACGGCUGAUUGCCUCGCUUGUCGCGAAUAACAUACAGUCACCAUUUUCUCUUUCUGUCCGGACAACGUCUACCCAUGCCAUUGCAUCUGUGAGCUAUGCCUUCCCACGCAUUGGCUGUGGCUGGUCUGUCGGAAUCCAGGAGCUCUACUGGAGUAAAGAUGGCGGAGAUCUGACGUCUCGACUUGCAACGACCGUGGACUCCCAGUAUCUCAGCAGCACACUGACACAACCGGCUCCAGGUCCACAGAUAAAAGGAUCCAGGCAGAUGACGUCGACCCUUGGCUCCUCUGGACAUGUUUCCUCCUCCACCCCGUCGCUCUCUUACACCCAACCACCAACAUCACUUUCAUAUUCCCACCCUUAUCUUCUUGCGUCCCACGCCGACAAUACACUGACGAUGUACCUAGUUGUAUCGACGGUCGAUAACUUAUCCAUCAAGACCGGUCGACGGCUCUGGGGCCAUACAUCGGCUGUGUCUGGCGUGCAGGUGAGCUCGCGAGGGAAAGCAGUAUCUGUGAGCACAAAGGGAGACGAAAUCCGCAUCUGGGAACUUGAAGAGAUGAUAUCGUCUCGCCCAGCAUCAAAGGCGGCUUUGGUAGGGGAUAGAAGCGUCCAACUGAGUCCCGAACCUAGGCGAUCAAGAACCAACCCGUUCAGCGUCUUAUCCCGGGCGGUGAAGAGGCAGGUUGCAGCCAUGGAAGGGGUCAAAGGCAUUUCCUCCGAGGUCACGCUCUCCUGCAUCAAGGGGCCGGUCGAGUUCGACGACAAACAAGUAGUAGUUCUCCGUGAGCAGAGUCUAGGCACACAGUUACUCGGCUGCUACGACUUUACAUAG